Molecule: messenger RNA, 573 nt
Organism: Trichosporon asahii var. asahii CBS 2479
Lineage: Eukaryota; Fungi; Basidiomycota; Tremellomycetes; Trichosporonales; Trichosporonaceae
Product: COPII-coated vesicle protein
Exons: 3
Coding region: 1-573 (190 amino acids)
Biological process (GO): protein retention in ER lumen; Golgi organization; intracellular protein transport
Cellular component (GO): Golgi apparatus; COPII-coated ER to Golgi transport vesicle; endoplasmic reticulum-Golgi intermediate compartment
Source: RefSeq, a predicted model, not a curated record
AUGCUCCAGCUCCUCGUCGCCGUGCUGGCGUUCCUCUCCCUCUCCCUCGCGCACCGCAUCGACAUCGAGCCCGGCACAAAGGCAUGCUUCUACGAGACGCUGAACCCGGAGGACCGCGUCGGCCACGGCGGCCAGAUGGACAUUGACUUCUACGCUGACGAUCAGGUUACGGCACCCAACGGCAACACGAUCGCGACGCAGAGCAAGCAGGCGCAGGGCACGUUCAGCACGACGGCGACCAGCACGGGACGGUACACGUACUGCUUCUCGAACGAGAUGAGCUCGUACGCGACCAAGACCGUGUCGUUCAACGUCCACGGCGUGCUGUACUCGGACACGGACGAGAUGGGCCCCGUUGAGGAGGAGAUCCGCGACCUCGCCUCGGGUCUCCAGCUCGUCAAGGACGAGCAGGCAUACCUCGUCGUGCGUGAGCGGGUGCACCGCAACACGUGCGAGUCUACUGUGAGUAUCCGAGCAGGCGUAGGCUGCGUCAGUCUACCUUCUGAGGGGCUGUCGCAUGCAGAAUACUGGCUAUCGCCUAGCAGAGCCCAGCUCAGUGGUUGCACGGCCUAG